UUUCACGUGAGCAAGAUAAGAAGAGAUUCAUCACCACGAGGCCUUUAUUAAUUCUAUGUCUUUCACGAGGCUGACACAAUUCUAUGCCUAUACCUUGAUGUGCACUUGUGCUGCUGGUUUUGUGGUAUAUUGCGCGUGAAGCACGGACGCAGUCACUGAGACAAUGAUAACGCAUGCGUACGUGCGUUAUCAGGAUGACCGCAGAUGUGCGGUCGUUAAAAUUGAAGACAUCCGAGGGUUCAAGGCAGACGACGACUUCCGGACAACAUUUUAUAAUGUCAAGUGGACCGAUAAGGAUGGUGAAGCGCACUUUUAUCGCGCCAGAAUUCUUCUCGUCGGGGAGUCUGAGGAUGACCUAAAAACAAAGAUGAAAAGUGGGCGAGUCAGAAUCCGAAGAAUCCUCAGUAGUAGCGAUAGUGACAGAAGCGACAAGAAAGUCGCAAUGCAGACAGAGAAAAAAACACGGGAAGGGCCCAGCAAUACACUGUUGGACAUACUGGCCUCAAAAAAGAAAAAGCUCACGCAGAAAGACCAUACAGAACAAAAAACGCAACUGUCAGCAGCCCAGGAAGAAGUGGCCCGCCUUAGCUCGACAGUCAAACAUCAGGAGGAAGAGCUUCAAGAGCUGCGGGCUCUAAAUAGAGAGCUGCAGCAAAAGCUGCUCCAAUCAAUGGACUGCAUGCAAGGCAAACAGUUUUUUUGUGUGUGCAUGAAGAGCACAGUAGAAGAAUGAGUAGUAAUUAGGUUUUGCCGGCAGUAUACUCGAUUAAUCAAAAAUAACCAUUGUUCUGAUGUGUUUUCAUAUUUCACUUGGUGCAGCCAAUUCAUCUCGAGCACCGCAGCUUGCACUGCCACCAGCACAAACAACACACCGUGGGAGAUUGUUGCCGGAGCUAUUGGCACAGGAGCCGGAGCUGCCUGAUACAGUAUGCAACUUGUGAUUUGUAAGUUCGGGUUGAAGGGUUCAUUCUUCCUUCCCUUCAACAAGUGUAUAGCUAGCAUAUUCAGUUCUUGCUGGGUUUUAUGUAAACUUGUGAUAUGUAUUCUUUUACAGACUGACACUGGUAGCGGAAUCCGAAUUGCAAGCUCUGCGUGGAGGCGUAUACAGGACAAUCCGAAAGAUUCGAUGUUCGUGAAAGACCUUCUCACAGCAGUGUGGAGCCCAGCAGAGUUGCUUGGCCGGUCUCUGCAUGGUAACUGCAAACUAAGAAAUUUUGUAUAACUUGUUUUAACGUGUUCUCUAAUCACCUUUGCAUUCUUUUUUGUUCUUUCACUUUGCAGGAAAGCACUGUCCACGCUUUCCUGACCACCCGAGAAAAGUGCCACUGUCGCCGUUGAAAGUGUCGGUGAUACGUGGUGAGUGAUGAACAGAUGAGCCAUCAUAUGUAAUACUUCACAGUGUUAUUCACUGGGUUUGGCCAGUGAAACUUUAAAUAACCUGCUUAUUGUAUGUGUAUUUUUACUUUUGUUUGACAGAAUGCUACAAGGAGCGAUUGCACAAGAAAGGACUGGUGGCCGACAUGAUGCCUGGGGCGUUAAAACAGAUGAAUCACUUCAUUGUCAAAAAAAUAAGUGAGAUCGAGAGGAUGGCCAAAAGGUUUGCAAGCUGUUUAAUUGCAUAGUCACAUUUCAGGUCGGAGAGAUGAAUUUGUAGAAAAAUCAUUUUGCUUGUGCAUGCAGUGCCCACUAUGCUGUAUGCCCUACAGUACUAGAUCAUAUUCAGCUGCCCACAGAAAUUGUCUGCAAUUAUAUUCCCGGUAUUUAGAGACCAUGUAGCUGUUAGGACAUUGUCAGCACUUUUGUCAUUAGAGAGCUUUUGCCAUAUUCUCCACGCGCUACGAAUAUAUUUCAUGCACAUUCAUUUUGCCUUUUAUUCCUGCACUGUUUCAAUCAGAGCGACCAAGGAGCUGCCAUAAGGAAACCAUGAGAAGAACCUGCGACUGAACCUACCUGCAGCAGUAUUUAUUUAUUUGUGUAAGUAAUGUAGAAACGAUGGAAUGCAGGCUUUAAGGCGCAAACACCAGGAGAGAAGUAAGUAGACGGACACAACACAGACUUUAGAGCCUUCGUGCAUGCUCUGAAUGAGCUAAAAAUAUCGCUUGUUUUGCUUUGUUUCAUUAAACUGGGUUCCAUCGUUUCUACGUGUAACAACAGGCCCAGCAACACACGCUACUCUUUUGUGUAAUAAAGUUUCAUUACUGCCUUCGCUUUGUGUACCUUCAAAUUUCUUGCCAAUUGGUAUUGCCCAUUGGUGCAAUUGGUCAUCCCA
Messenger RNA from Dermacentor silvarum, 2269 nucleotides. Its product is annotated as BEN domain-containing protein 5. The transcript is spliced from 3 exons. Gene Ontology annotation, molecular function: DNA binding. NCBI's taxonomy places the organism in Eukaryota, Metazoa, Arthropoda, Arachnida, Ixodida, Ixodidae. The record is from RefSeq and is a predicted model, not a curated record. Gene Ontology annotation, biological process: negative regulation of DNA-templated transcription. Bases 164 to 733 code for a protein of 189 amino acids.